CAAUUUCUUCUCAUUUUCCCUUUCUUCUUCUUCUUCUCCGUUAGAUCUUGUUUCUGCAACUCCACCUUUUUUUAUUCUCACAGAAACGAACACCACCGUUUGAUCCAGCUCUCUCACUCUCAGAAACUGGUAUAUGGGUUGCAGAAACAGGGAGUUUUCGGAGGAUGAGACUUGCUCUUCCACGCUCAGCGAGGCCCUGCUCUUUGCCACCAUGUGCCUCAUUGGCCUGCCCGUUGAGGUUCACAUCAAGGAUGGCUCCGUCUAUUCCGGCAUCUUCCACACCGCAUGUGUCGAGAAUGAAUAUGGCGUCGUUCUGAAGAAAGCAAGGAUGACAAAAAAGGGUAAAAGGAAUGUGAAUGUUGAUGAUGGAGUUGUAAUUGAUACUCUUAUCGUUCUUUCUGGUGAUCUUGUCCAAGUUGUUGCGACGGAAGUUCUACUUCCGGCUGGUAGUUUUUCCAAAAGUUUGGCUGUUUGUGAUAACGAAUCCAUGGUCAAUGAUCCCACUUCGUUGCUUCCAGCGACAGAGACUAAGACAUGUAUGGAGUCGUUCAAGGAGGGGAGUCAGAUUAAUCAAACAAGUGACCUGGUCCAAGAUCAAAAUGGGUUUGCUCAUGGUUCACUGCCUACUGUUACUGGGAAGCAAAGUGAUGUUAGACAACUAUUGGGAGACAAUGUUGAGAACAACAAGGGAGAUGCACAGCAGAAAAAGGAAGGGUCAAAUUGCAAAAAGCCUGAAGGUGUCACUGAUGCUGCAAUCAAUUGGAGACGGGACCCAGAUAACCAAUUGAAAAAGGAGCAGGAUGAUCAUGGUCAGGAAUUUGACUUGCAUAAAGGAGCCAAUGGUGAUCGAGUUCAAUCCUCUAUAUUGAGUGAGAAACCAUGCACUGAAAGAUCCAUCUCAGCCAACACUACGAAUGCAUAUUCAGUUGGUGUCUCAACUUCUUCUCGUUCGUCAGUGGAUAGUAGCAUGGACUCAUGUCGCAGUUCUAUAACGUCAACGAUUGACAUGGCCCCUUCUCACGGUUCAGAAUCCAAUAAAAGUGGCAAGGAAUUUAAGCUUAAUCCAAGAGCCAAACUCUUCUCUCCGUCCAAUGCAAAUAUUAUGCCAGCAAAUCAUGCAACUCCUGUGGCUGCAAACCUGGCUUACAUUUCAAACAACUCACCACCAGUUGUACCUUCGGCUGUUAUUCAACCAGAGUUAGAUUUCAGUCCUUUUGUACCUCGUUCAUCUGUGCCUGCCGCCAAGUUUGUCCCAUAUGGCAACUCAUUAGCUGGAUUUGAUGGCAAUGUUGCUCAAUUUUCUCAACCCAUGGUGGGACAUGUGGGCACCAGGACACAGCCACUUAGAUAUGUUGGUCAGUAUCCUCUCCAGGCUGGCCCGACCUUUGGGCCCCAAAAUUCUUCAGCAGUUAUGGUCAGUCGUUUUGGGCAACUUGUUUAUAUGCAGCCAGUCUCCCAUGACUUGGCUCAAGGUGCAACAGUCGUCUCACCGGUACCACCUUGCCCUUUGUUGACAACACAGCCCGCGCAAUAUCCAAAACAUCAAGGCACUGCAGCAGCACAAGCAUUGCAGUUUUGCGUUCCUCCGCCAUUUAUGGCCAGUGGCCACCAACCGCUUGCCGCAGUUCCAAACCACAUUCCAAUUUUGCAGCCCUCCUCCUUCCCACUCAACCGCCCAAUGCCAAUGCCAGGAACUAAUGCAUUCUUCACCACCAAGUUCUAAUGAAUUUGUUUCUACUGUUAAUUUUUCAUGUAGUCAACCACAGCUUGGCAAAAUUUUGGUCCUCUGAAAGUUUUUUCCUAUUUUGAUUUAAUUAUUAGCAUUUAUCUUUUUAUCGGAGGGGGGAUGCACUGUUUCCAUUCAAAUCAGGACAUUUUACCAUUGAUUGGUGGAUAGAGUCUGUUGAACUCUGUAUAGGUUGAAUUAAAAUUUGUUUAGGAUCAGCAUUAUUUCUUUCUUGUGAGGGGAACUCCGAGUCUUUCUCAUUCAUGAGUUGGUUUCAAAUUAUAAAAGUUGUUUGGAAAAAAGCAAGGCAAGAUAGUCUUGUUAUUUUA
Molecule: messenger RNA, 2055 nt
Organism: Cucurbita maxima (winter squash)
Lineage: Eukaryota; Viridiplantae; Streptophyta; Magnoliopsida; Cucurbitales; Cucurbitaceae
Product: polyadenylate-binding protein-interacting protein 4-like
Exons: 13
Coding region: 134-1723 (529 amino acids)
Biological process (GO): cytoplasmic stress granule assembly
Cellular component (GO): cytoplasmic stress granule
Molecular function (GO): RNA binding
Source: RefSeq, a predicted model, not a curated record